Spea bombifrons (plains spadefoot toad) is the source of this 1944-nucleotide messenger RNA. RefSeq names its product multiple inositol-polyphosphate phosphatase 1 (gene MINPP1). The record is from RefSeq and is a predicted model, not a curated record. The transcript has 6 exons. Bases 259 to 1710 code for a protein of 483 amino acids. Lineage: Eukaryota; Metazoa; Chordata; Amphibia; Anura; Pelobatidae. Gene Ontology annotation, molecular function: inositol phosphate phosphatase activity; acid phosphatase activity.
AUGGAGAAAGUUGUGGACAUGAUAGUGUAGCACACAGGUUAGACCCCCUUGAUAGCCACACAGUCAGUGUGAUCCGCAUUCCAGCUCAUUCUUCUGGCCUGCGAUGGUGCACGAUUCAGCGAGACAAUUACACGGUUAGAAGAGAUCCAUGGUCAGGGUGUCGAGUGAUCACGGGAAAACUGAACAACCAAUACUGGUUCUGGUAUAAUAAGUAGUACCGUCAAAGACUUUUCGGGUACUCUUUCUGAGAUUGUCAUCAUGAGCUUUGCAUUCAGCACAUACAGAAGAUGUGCACCAAAGGCCGUUCAGAUGCUUCUCAUUUCUGUGACUUGGUUCUGCAGUGGAGGACACACUUGUUUAAUCAGUCAGUCCCCAAGUUUAGCCUCUUACUUUGGAACCAAAACCAGGUAUGAAGAAGUAAAUCAAUUUCUCCUGGAGAAUCCAAUUCUAGUUAACAGAAAGCAAGAUCUUUUGCCUGACACAUGCACACCUCUCAAGAUCGUAUCUGUAAUCAGACACGGGACAAGGUAUCCAACCAAAAACCAAAUAAAAAAGAUGAAGAAAAUGUACAGUUUGAUUCAGAAGUAUGGCGGUGAUGGGUCAGAGCUAGCUGGAAAGCUUCAGAAAUGGAAUAUGUGGUAUGAAGAUUGGAUGGAUGGACAGCUGGUGAAAAAGGGAGAGCAAGAUAUGAAGAAUCUGGCGAUAAGGUUGGCCACUCUCUUCCCCUCGCUCUUUACCGCUGACAAGUUCAAGAAUUGCAAAAUGUCAUUCCUGACCAGCUCAAAGCAUAGAUGUGUAGAUAGCACAAAAGCCUUUAUUAGCGGACUUGAACAUGGUUAUUUUGGCUUUCCUCCAAACUCUGGUGCUGAAAUGGAAGAUGUGCCAUGUAGAGAACCAGUCAUCAACGACACACUGAUGCGUUUUUUUGACCAUUGUGAGAAGUUUGUGGUCCAAGUAGAAGACAACGACACAGCGAUGCAUGAACUGGACAAAUUUAAGCAGGGUCCAGAAAUGACGAAAGUUAUUCGCAAAAUCUCAGCUCACCUGAAUGUUCCCGAACGUGAGCUAAGCGCAGAUUUAAUUCAAGUGGCCUUUUUCACUUGCUCAUUUGAACUGGCCAUUAACAAUGUUGCGGACUCUCCGUGGUGUAAAUUGUUUGAUGAAGAAGAUGGAAAGGUCCUAGAAUAUCUCAAUGAUUUGAAACAGUACUGGAAACGUGGGUACGGAUUUGAUAUUAACACCAGAUCCAGCUGUAACUUAUUUCAGCAUAUCAUCAAACAUUUAGAUGCUGCAGUCGCUGAAAGCAAAAGGUCCCAACAAAUUUCCACCCCGGUGGUAAUGCAGUUCGGGCAUGCAGAGACACUUUUGCCACUGCUCGCUCUCAUGGGUCUGUUUAAGGACGAGGAGCCCCUCACUGCCGAUAGCUUCAGCUCACAGGGCGAUAGGAAGUUUCGCAGCGGCCAGAUAGUACCCUACGCUUCCAACCUGGUGUUUGUGUUGUAUCACUGUGAGUUGGCGAAGACUCCGCAGGAAGAGUUCCAAGUCCAGAUGCUGCUGAAUGAGAACCUCCUUCCGUUUCCUCACUCGCACGAGUCUGUCUGUCUUUAUGAAGACCUGAAGAAGCAGUACGGCCACCUCCUCAAUUACUGCCAUGUUAAAGAAGAGUGCGAUUUAUUUAAAGCUAUGCAUGCUUCGGAGGACGAGCUUUGAAAUGCAGAUUAACUUGUUGCUGUGUGAUUGCAGAACAAAAACUUUUAGAAUGUGUGUAAUUUUACUUUCCUUGGUCAUAUCCCAGCCCUACCUUAAAUGAAUAGCUUACUAAUUAUAGAGGCUCAAAUCAUUAGUGGAUCUGGCAACAUAUAUGACCAUGGGGGAAAAGGGUACCUUUUAAGCUCUACUUCUCCUAGAAGUGAGAAAAUAAGACCUAAUAAGAAAAAAAUGAAA